Messenger RNA from Varanus komodoensis (Komodo dragon), 2625 nucleotides. RefSeq names its product KIAA1958 ortholog. The transcript has 4 exons. NCBI's taxonomy places the organism in Eukaryota, Metazoa, Chordata, Lepidosauria, Squamata, Varanidae. Bases 325 to 2538 code for a protein of 737 amino acids. The record is from RefSeq and is a predicted model, not a curated record.
UGGACGGGGAUGAAAGGCAACUCUCCCCUCCACCCGCCUCCCGCACACGCCUCAGACACAACACGCUCCCCUCCUAGCCUAAACAAGCGCUGAUAGAACCUGGCCAUCCGAUAUCACCAAUAGACCACGGUCUCCACUCCCCCGUUACCCCACCCCCAGCACAUAACACACAUCACAUUCCUAUGGACAGGCACGUGCAGACAGAUAAAUGGAUGGCCCUGUGGUUAACAUUCUGGUUUAUACCUGAAGAAAUCCAGCUCCUGUUCCCCAGUCUACCUUAGACUUCCUGAUUGUGCUCUGGAACCAAGCUGUUAAGCCUGUACCAUGGAGGACUGCCUUCAUACUUCUUCUGAAAAUCUCUCCAAAUUGGUUAGCUGGGCCCACAGUCAUGGGACUAUCUGCAGCCUUAUUCCAAAUCUAAAGCACCUACUGUCUGAGGGUUCCCAUGGCAACCUGACUGCCAUGUGGGGCUGUAGCGCAGGCCAUGCCUAUCACUGGCCCUUGACAGCAACCUGUCGAGCUGGCUCACAGGAACGAGUUUGUUUCCAGGACAACCGAAGCUUCAACUCGGACAGUCCCAGCAUUCUUGGUGUACCUUCAGAUGCACAAACAAGCCCAGUGGAACGGUACUCUGGGAGGCCAGGGAAAGCAAAACUGGACUGCAACAGAGCCAGAGACUCCUGCGAUUUCUCCUACUGCAGUGAACCUUCUGAAUUAGAUGAAACUGUGGAGGAAUAUGAAGAUGAAGCCACUCUUUUUGACAUGGUCUGUGAAUCCUCAGUGACAGAUGAAGACAGUGAUUUUGAACCACAUCCUCAGAGAUCUCAAGCUAGUUCUCGGAAAAGACCAGGCCCGGGUCCCACUUCCUCAUUUCAUUCAGGCUCCCGCUCUCAGGUCAUUGAUGGCAGCAGCAAUGAUGUGCUUGUCAAAAAAAUCAAGCAAGAACUCCCUGAGGACUAUUACAUUGUGGCCAAUGCAGAAAUUACUGGUGGCGUGGAUGGGCCUACAUUAUCCUUGACCCAGAUGUCAAAACCGAAAGCUCAUCAUGGAGCUUCCUUCCCUGGGGCACCGAAGCCCACUUCCCAUCCUUCACCUUCGCUCAGUGCUGAAUUUGACUUGCAAAGUGUUUCUGCCUCGUCACCAGUCAUGACCAGGCCAGCAGCUCAGAAGCCUCAGAAAGUGAGUUUGGCUUCUCCAGGUCGAGGGCCGGGUAGCAGCACCCCUGCAGUCAACCCUCAGGGAGCCCUCCAGAUGCCUGCUAGCACUUCCAAUGCUGGCAAACCAAUAAGCAUUCCUUUAUCAGCCUUGCAAAUCCCUGGGCAAGAAGAACAGGUAGUUUCUGAUGAUCUCCUCCAGCCAGUGACCACUCAAGUACCCAAUGAUGUAGCAUUAUCUCCUUCUGUUAGCACAGAGCCGGAAGUUAGCUCGAGUCAGCAGCAGCCAAGCACGGCACCAGCCCUGACCACUGAGCCAGUGGCACAGACAAUACCAGACCAAGAUGAGAGAGCUGCAGAACUGAGCAGAGAGCAAAAUGAAAAGACCAUACGGAGUACCCAGACAGCUCUGCGCAACUUUCGAGAGUUUCUUAUCUCAAAGUAUCCCUCAGAAACCAGAGAGAUCUACAUUAUUCCUUGCAAAGAGCUGGAUGCUUAUCUAGCAUCAUUCUUUGUGGAUGCCCGCCAGAAGGAUGGUUCAGAAUAUGAGCCAAAUAGUUUGGCCAACUACCAGUGUGGGCUGGAGCGCUAUCUCAAGGAGCACCGAUAUGGAUACAGUAUUACUAGGGAUAAAGAAUUCAAGAGGUCUCAAGAAGCGCUGAAGCAGAAGCAGAUUGAGCUGAGAUGCAAAGGGAAAGGCAACAAACCACAUAAGUCAAUGAAGCUUACCUUUGCAGAUGAACUGAUCCUUCGCAAAAGAGGCCUGCUGAGCCGAUACAAUCCCGAGGGUCUGCUGAAUCUUGUCUGGCUUAAUAACACCAAGGCAUUUGGCCAUUGCACAGGCUUUCAUGGGUCCACCCUCAAAUGGGGAGAUAUUAGGCUUCGGGUGACAGAGACUGGACUGGAAUAUUUGGAAUGGAUGGGUCAAGAUGGUGGUGAUGGGAAUGCCAAAACCAAGAGAGCAGGCACAGAUUCCAGAGUGUAUGCAACACAACAUGCCCCACAGACCUGUCCCGUGCAAGACUACAAGGAGUAUGCGCAAAGGCGUCCCCCGGCAAUGCGGUAUGAGGAUGCCCCUUUCUACUUGUCCAUUAAGCCAGUUGUCAAUCUAGCUGCACUUCACUGGUACAAUUGUCAGGCCUUAGGUAAAAACAAGCUGGCCAAGAUGGUCAAGACCAUGUGUGAGAAGGGGAACAUCCCUGGUAGGAAGACCAAUUUCAGUGUGUACCAGAGUUGCAGCACCCUCUCUGAAGCUCAAAGUAACCAGCUGGUGCUAAUCUGUAACAAUUUAAGCCAACAAGCUGCUCAGUCAAUGGCGAACCAUUCUAGUCCUGGCAACUUCAUUGUGUCUGCCUCUUAUGACUCAUCCUCAGACACUGCUUGAAAGGCCUCUACUUAUGAACACUUUGCACUUGAAGCUUUGGAUCUGUGCCCAGUAAGAUGCAUCAACUGUAAUCCUAGAGUAUCCUUC